Molecule: messenger RNA, 2084 nt
Organism: Paramecium octaurelia
Lineage: Eukaryota; Ciliophora; Oligohymenophorea; Peniculida; Parameciidae
Source: the annotation of a GenBank genome assembly
AUGAAAUAAUUAGACCUUCGUUUACCUUCUGCUAUUCACAGUAGACGAAUUCAUACAUAAUUCACAACACCAUUAGAUAUAUGCAGAAUCAAUUUGAAAUCACGUUCUGAAGUGAGAUGUAAAACAGAAGGAACAAUACUAAAAACUGAACAUGGUACUUGUACUACUGAAGAUGAAUUUUUACCAAUCUUUGGGAGUGUUGACUUAUGGUCUAUUUUAGGGCAAAGGGAUUUCUAUUUUACUUAAUCUCCUAAAGAAAUAAAAUUACUACAACAGGCAGAAAGUGAAAUCACCUUAACUUUUAUGGACAUUAAAACUAUGAUUGCAGAAAUGGAGAGCGGUUACAUUACAACAAAAGGAUAGUUGUGUUUCAAAUGCGAUUAGCAAUUAAAAUAAACUAAAUUACUCUACAUAACUCCUAAAUAGAGUCAAUAAUGUAUAUACAUUUGUUUGAUAUAAGGAAUGUAAUCAAAUAAGGAGGUAUAAUAAAAUUUUAAAAACUUUUUGCUAAAUAUUUGGAGAUGCGAAACUAAGAAAUGGUGUGCAGGUUGCUAUUUUGAACAUAUUCACAUUUUGGUUUGGGAUUAGUUAAAACAAUAGACUUGGAUAAUAUCUGGAUAAGAUCUUGAUUUAUAACAUCUACGUUCAUGUUAAAAUGUUAGCAACACUAAUUCGUAAUAUCGGGGUAAAAAAGUAAGAAGAAUUCUAUUUAGCAGUAAUGAAAAUUAAUUGAAAAUGAAAAGUACCUCUUUAAAACAAUCCUUCCAUAAACCUAAAUUAGUCAUUGAAGAUAAAAUUAAUUUUGUAAUGGAUUUUAUUAAGCCAAUAAUAUAAGAGAAAGAUCGAAUAAAUGAUGUAGUUGUAAUGAAGAAGACUCUAUUAAGACCAAAAUCGAGUGUGGACAGAGUGAAGAGGAAAAAUUAAAAUUUGAUAACAAAAAUCUUCACUCCAAAGGCAAAUUAAAUUAGUAUUAUAAAUAAUAUUUAUAAAUGAUUUCGCUACCAUCAUUCAUCAAACAUCAAUUUGGUAUUCCUCAAAAGCUUUUGAAGCAAAGAACGAAAAUGAUUAUAGACACAGAUUCUGGAGGCGAUGAUAUACAUGCGUUAUUGACAGCAUUUGAUUUGGCAGCCAAGAAAAAUAUCGAAAUAAUAGGUAUCACUUGCAUUAAGUAUUCUCUGUCUCUAAUAUAAUAGUGGAAACUCUUAGAUAGAUGAUGGGAUCAAGAAUAUUACAAUUGUCUAAAAAAUCGCAGGAGUGAAUAUACCAAUUUAUAAGGGAUGUGAUAGAAACUUAAAAUAAAGAAUAACUUUAAGCUCGAAAUUCUUUGGUGAUGAUGGAUUAAGUGGCCAUUAAGAAAAAUAUCUAAAGGAACUCAACAUAUAGCAAUAUCCACUCUAACAAUAACAUGCUGUUGAUUUUUUGAUAGAAAGCGCUUUGAAAUAUAAGGAAGAAUUAGUAAUCAUUUGUCUAGGUGCUUUGACAAAUGUAGCAUGUGCAAUGAUGAAGACUGUAGAUUUUGAAGAAAAUAUUGGUUUGGUCAUUGGUUUAUGCGGAAAUAUUUUAGGAUUGGGAUUUAUGAAUGAUGGAGUAGCUGAAUAUAAUGUUCACACAGAUCCAGAAGCUGCUCAUCUCGUCUUUAAGGUUUUAGCUAAGAAGCUAAUUGUAAUACCUUAUGAAGGGGUUAUCUCAGUUUCAGAAUUCACAGUAAUCAUCUCCUUUAUAAUCAGAUUGCUACAGUCUUUGAAUAGGAUACAACUAUUAAAGGCAAAUUCGUCAAAGAAAUUUAUGAAGGAAUGAAAACUGCCAAUAAUAGAUAUGAUAUCCAAGAUCCAUUAUGCAUUCUCGCAGCCACCAUGCCAGAUAUCAUCACAGAAUUUGUUGAGAGACCUUGUAAUGUAAUUUUAGAAGGAGAAGGAAGAGGAAUGGUCUCAGUCAAAUGGUUAGACAAGGACCCACAAGCAAGUAUUAAUCAUUAAUAUUUAAACUAGAUUAAGUGACCUUUAUCCUAAAAGUUAAUGAGAAUCAAUUAGUAUAAACUCUACACAAUGUUGUAAGUUGAUCCCUAAUACACAUUAAAAAUAAAA